AGGGAACAGGAACAACAAAUAGGCCAUACUAGUCACACCAUUCCCCAUCACCCCUCCCCUAUACUUGCCAUCUUAACACUACAGUAUAAAGCCAGAAGUUUGGGACUUGGGCUAGUCGUUUGCUAGUGGAGAAAGAGAUUGGAAAGGCAGGAAUAGAAGACCACACCUUUUAUCGAAUCCAGUUAAGAAAUGGCAUUAGUUCGGAUUAGAGUUGGGGAGACAAUCAUGAAGACCCAAACCCAGGACACCCCAAUAAAACUUCAGGAGACCCUGAAGCGACAAAGAGACAUUCUGGCAUUCCGAAUGAAAAAACUGUCAUCAAAACAAUCUGACUUUAAUAGCAAAACUGCAAAACUUAAAGAGAAGAUUAUGAAGAAAUAUGAUGACAUGAAAAGGGUUUUGGAUGAAGACUUGCGAAUUACACUGUGCCAACUGGACACUGAGGCAGAGGCCAUGGAGAGAGCUGUUGAGGACAACAUUGAGAAGAGCUACCACCUCACCCAGGAAAUUGACCAACAGUUGGCUGAACUGUCUGCAAAGCUGGAGAAGGAUAAACAACAGAGUCAAGAAAAGAUGUCAGAGAUGAAGGUAAGGAUAAUGGAGACACUGAAGAAGACAGAUCCAGAGUUAUUACAGAUGGAUGAGUUUAAGAACAAGCAGCUACUCAGUUUAACCAUCAACCUGUUGCUGUUCAUUCGCUCACAGGUUCCUGUCACCAAGAAACUUUUUCAAAGCUACGCCCAAGAAGUUGUUCUGGAUCCUGACUCAGCUCACCCAAAGCUUAUUAUAUCCCCGGCAGGCGACUCAGUCACUUAUACCAACACCUGGCAGGAAGUUCCAGAAAAUCCCUCUCGCUUCGACACCACCCUGAACGUGAUUAGCCGAACGUUCUUCCAGAAUGUUCGCAACUACUGGGAGGUGCAGGUCACUGGCAAGACAUACUGGGAGCUAGGGCUCACAUACCCCAACAUCCCCAGGAAGGGGCGAGAGGACAACUGCUGGCUGGGCCGGUGCCCAACGUCCUGGUGCAUUGAGUAUUUUAAUGGCGAUUACACAGCCUGGCACAAUGGCGUUCCCCAUGAGCUCACCCAUGUAUCUGGAAGAACCUUUGAGCGCAUUGGCAUCUUCUCCAGCUCAGAAGGAGGUUUCGUUUGUUUCUUGGGGGCUGACACCAUGAUACCCUUAUAUAGCUUUUAUGCAGGAACCUUCACAGAUUCACUAUACCAAGCUGUCUGUCCUGGUCAUGACAACCAGGGUACAAAUGACAAACCACUAUUGAUUUGUGAUGCUUCGAAGUCCACCCCAAUAUUGUGAUGGACAACCAAUAAGAACAAAAGUCAAAGUCAGGAUUAAACUUAGUUUAGUUUACAUAUAUAGCUGUUCAGCCGUGACGUCAAUUUAUAGACGAACCGGAAGCCUAAUUUACCAUGGGUUCCCUCUGGAUUUACCUAUGGGUUUAUAUAGCAGGGUUUUUCAACUUAUGAGUAAAAAAGGUUUGUGGUAAACAUUACUUAACGGUACAUGGAUGUUUUGUUCUACAACAUAUAUUACUUCAUACCUCAAACAUACAUUUUUAAGCCGCUGUAUUAAAAAAAGAAAAGAAAGAAAUGCAAUUCAAUACGGCUUCAAAAUUCAUGUUUGAGGUAUGAAUGUGUGUAACGUAUGUUGUAGAACAAAACGUCCAUGUAUCGUUAAAUACAAACAUUUUGUUUUACUCAUAAGUUGAAAAACCCCUUUAUAAAAACCCAUAGGAAAUCCAGAGUGAACUCAUGGCGAAAUCUCUUUAGGGUUUUUGGACUACAACCUGAACAGCUCUAUUGACUCA
Molecule: messenger RNA, 1825 nt
Organism: Myxocyprinus asiaticus (Chinese sucker)
Lineage: Eukaryota; Metazoa; Chordata; Actinopteri; Cypriniformes; Catostomidae
Product: probable E3 ubiquitin-protein ligase TRIML1
Exons: 6
Coding region: 190-1314 (374 amino acids)
Molecular function (GO): protein binding
Source: RefSeq, a predicted model, not a curated record